CUGGAAAAAUAGAGUGCUCUACAAAAUAGGAUUUCUCUCUCGGAAAUUUCUAGACGAUUAACAAAAAUGAUUUUGGUUAAUUCGGUAAACGUGAUCCAAACUCAACAUGCUAAGGAGGACAUUAUGUGUUGGAAGGACGAGGUUUUAUCGUGGUACAGUACAGGAGGUUACGAGCUAGCAUGGACAGUGUAGUACAGAACCUGAACCUGGGUGUAAAAAUGAUACAGAGACAUGCAUGCUAGAAGCCUAGAAGAGAUAUGGUCAUAUAUCUUGCAACUUUUUGCUUUCUCAGUCUCAGGUGAUUCAACUAAAUACGUCUAAGGUGUACGGAUUUGGCUGGAAAAAUAGCCCCCACCCCGACGAUUGAUUUGGCUGGAAAAAGCAAAAGGGUGCAUUCUGCCAAGAAUUAUCCAUUUCAAGGGUGGAUUCUGUCAUUUUUAGUUUUCCAGGGUGCAAAAUGCAAAUUACCCCAUUUUCUUCUCGUUCCCUUUCUCCCCCCUGUUUCCCCCAUUUCCGUCUUUGUCGCUUAUCUUCUUCCAUCCCAAAAUGAUCUCAAAUAUAAGCUAAAAGGCAAUUUUUUUUGAGUUUUUGCAAAGCACCCACAUCGUCAACACGACGGUGCUCUCUCAGCUGAAAUUCAAGAACUUGUUACGCUCUCCCGUUUUCAGUUAGUUUCCGACUACUCCGAAUAAAUGCUUAUUUGAUUUUCCGUCUCUUGCAGUUAUUUCUCUAUGUUUUCUUCCCAUAGUUCCCAUCAAUUCCUCGGAAAGUUCAAACUCAAACCUUUCUUGGGUCUGAUUCUCCCCAAGCCUUUUAGCUCUCAGAAAAUUACCAAACAGAGGAAGCCCAUCAAGCAAAUCCCUCAAAAGAUUAAUAAAACCCUCGCUCGCCAAUCGUUGGUCAAGAAACCAAAUGUUGAGCCAAAAGUGUACGCGAGGGAAAGAAUCACAAAAAUAUACAACAUUCUGAAGUAUUCGACGUGGGACUCUGCUCAAGAACAGUUGGAAAGCCUCCCUAUCAAAUGGGAUUCCUACACUGUCAACCAAGUUCUCAAGACCCAUCCUCCAAUGGAAAAAGCUUGGCUCUUUUUCAACUGGGCAUCUGAGAGGAAAAAUUUCAAACACGAUCAAUACACUUACACUACAAUGGUGGAUAUUUUUGGGGAAGCCAGGCGAAUUUCAUCGAUGAUGUAUGUUUUUGAGCAAAUGAAAGAUAAAGGGGUCAAGAUUGAUGUUGUUACUUACACUUCGCUGAUGCAUUGGAUGUCUAAUGAUGGAGAUAUUGAUGGGGCAAUUAAGUUGUGGAAGGAGAUGAAGGCAAAGGGUUGCCGCCCAACUGUUGUUUCAUACACAGCUUAUAUGAAGAUUUUGUUUGAUCACAAGAGAGUGAAUGAGGCAACUGAUGUGUACAAGGAGAUGAUUGAAAAAGGCCUGACGCCCAAUUGCUACACAUACACGGUCCUUAUGGAUUAUCUUGCUUCCUCUGGCAAAGUCAAGGAAGCUUUGGAGAUAUUUAACAGAAUGCAGGAAGCUGGGGUGCAACCUGAUAAAGCUACAUGCAACAUUUUAAUUGAAAUAUUUUGUAGAACCAGUGAAAUAUGGGCCAUAUUUGAAAUUCUUAAAUACAUGAAGGAAAAUUUCUUUGUCCUCCGUUAUUCAAUAUAUCAGAAAGCUCUGGAGACUUUAAAAUUGGCUGGGGAAAGUGAUAUCCUUCUGAGGCAAGUUAAUCGCCACUUCUCUGAGGAACACUUCAGCGAGAACACGGAUAGAUAUGAUGCAAUAUCUCCUGACAGUGACUUCAACGUGGAGAACUGCCUUUUUUUGUACUUGAUGAAUAAGCAGAGUCUUGUUGCUGUUGAUGCUUUGCUUGCUGACAUGAUAAACAAGUGUGUUCCAUUGGAAACCAUGGUGGUUUCAAGAAUUAUUGAGGUAAAUAGUGUCCGCCACAGACAACGUAGUGCUUUAUUGGCAUAUGAAUAUAGUGAGAAAUUGGGUAUAAAUAUUGACAGAGCUGCAUAUCUUUCCUUAAUAGGCUUAUCCAUUAGAACAAAUUCUUUUCAGAAGGUGGUGGAGAUUGUCGAGAAAAUGGUGAAGCAAGGUCUUUCUCUUGGCACACACUUAAAUUCUCUUCUAAUAUAUAAGCUUGGCUGCAACAGGGAAGCUGCUUCUGCUGCAAAAGUGUUUGAUUUAUUACCUGAUAAUGAGAAGAGUACUGCUGAAUAUACAGCUUUAAUAGAUGCUUACUUCUCUUCUGGGAAUAUUGACAAGGGACUUGAAACAUUCAAAACUAUGAAGAGUGAAGGUGUAAGUGUCGCCUUAGGAACUUAUUGUGUUUUAAUAGCUGGUCUUGAAAAACAUGGUAAAACUCGUGAGCUAGAGUAUUACAAAAAGGAAAAGAAGAUGCUGCAAACUGAAAGAUGUUCUCAAAAUGUUCCAAUGGAGGAAACAAUAUGUAAUCUUCUAUUUGCUGGGGAAUUUACUGCUAACAACGCUAGAUAGAUCGAGAUACAUAUUGAUAUCCUGGGAUUGAGUGUGCUGUCAGAUUCUUUUUUCCAACGCUAUGCAAUAAUAUGCUAUGUAAUGCCAUAAGAGACAGGCACUGCCUCACCUCAUGGUUUGAUUGAGCGUUUUUGGCUGAGAUGAUGUUCUUGAUGCUAGUUAUUUCUUAAGCACUUGCAUCAGCUUACACAGAAUGUACAAUUUGAGGUGCUAAAGGUUGUGACAGGGGCUCAAGGGCAAAUAAUUUUCGACCAGGUAAUAUAUUUGUGUUGAGAUACAUAUUGGGCCACGACGAUACUUGAACUAAAACCAUUGGCGUUAAUUUGUUAAGCAACCGAGAUAUCAUCCUGAGCAUCUGGAGAAUGCCAAAUGGAAGGACAAGACUCAAGAGCUAGGGAUGUUUUAGUAAGCGCGCUGCUAAUGUAUGCUGACAAUAUUCGAGUAAUUGUUUCUUAUGGCUUGAUACAUUUUGUAAAAUAAGUAGUCAUGAGUUGAACUGUAAAUCCUGUGCUGUUUUUUCUUGUGGCCACAUGGAAGAUGGAAUUGAGCGCUGGCCGCAGAACUCUCGUUUUCCAAGUCGUAUUUUGUUGUUAGCCGUGGAUGAUAAUUA
Sesamum indicum (sesame) is the source of this 3108-nucleotide messenger RNA. RefSeq names its product Tetratricopeptide repeat (TPR)-like superfamily protein. Gene Ontology annotation, biological process: RNA processing; mitochondrion organization. The record is from RefSeq and is a predicted model, not a curated record. Gene Ontology annotation, molecular function: protein binding; mRNA binding. NCBI's taxonomy places the organism in Eukaryota, Viridiplantae, Streptophyta, Magnoliopsida, Lamiales, Pedaliaceae. Gene Ontology annotation, cellular component: mitochondrion.